AUGGCGGAAAACCUCAAUGUUCUCGCCGACGCUCUUUCUCAACCGUCCGGCGAGUUUCUUCACAAGCUCCGCUCCGAUGACGCUGUUAGGUUAGGUCUCGAUGCAUUCUACUGUCUUCUCCGUCGCGGCAUCGAGUCCUCCGGCGAUGGAAGUUUGUGUCUCCAGUCGUGGACUGAUUCUCAGAUUCACGCGGUUUCUUCUCUCGCUAACGCUAUCGCUUCCUCUUCUCGAUCUUUGUCAGUUGAGCAAGCGGAAGGAGUACUUGUUGCGAUUGUGCAGCAGUCUAUAGAAUUUGCUCUGUGCUAUUUGGAGAAAUCUGGAUUUGAUGAUGAUGAUCUAGGAAUUCAGGCCAACAUGAUACAUCUUUUAGAGAUAGCUUUGGUUGAUGGAGUAAAUAUGGUAGUGGACAUAUUACAACCUACAACUGCAAGUUCCUUAGUAGAUUUGCUGCCAAUGGUUGAUGAUUGUUGUGGUGAUUAUGCGGAUGACUACAAAAAAUGCCGUUUAGAAGGCUUCCGGUGCUCAAUGGAAGAAAAAUCAAUGGAUUGGCUUCUGAAGACAUUAGCUUCUAAACACAUGCCACAUGAUAGGCAAGAAUCUGGAUUCAGUGAGCAGACUUAUCAAUAUCUCAACACUUUUGUCUUUCUAUCCCAGCACUGGGCAGUUGUCCAUGGAAAAUGCACUCCUCGCGUGAUCUUGCUGUGCAACAAACUAGCUAAAGUACAAGAUGCAUUUGAUGAGCGGGCACUGGGCCAAAAUUUUCGAAGGAGGCUAUCAUUCAUUUUGAGAAUGUUGAAGAUACUUGGAAGUCUCAUGACAGAUGUUCCAUAUGUUGAAUAUGACACGUCAUUGUUGAGUGCAGUCGCCUCAUUUACCGAUACUUUGUCUAAUUUGUUUAGGAUUAAACUCGAGUUUGUGAAUACAUAUGCUACUAUUGAGGGAAGUUUAGAGAACACUGUUUUAAUGAUUACAGAAGAGUUUCUUCAUGAUGUUCUGGUUAUUUUCGGUAAUAGCAAUGUAGCUGAGAAUAUCCAAGCAUGUGUUGUAGCAUCUAUACUAGAGAGUUUGGAUUCUUCUGUUUGGAUUUAUGACAAAACUGAUCCAAAUUCAAAGCCCCCCUUGGCUUUUUUCCCCCAAUUUGUUGUUUAUACUCUGAAACUCAUUAAUGAUCUGAGAAAACAAAGGCCCCAGAUUCCUUUUGAGCAAAAAGACUUUGAUGUAGAACUUGUUGGCAGCUCUACUGACUUUUCAUGCCUUGUUCAUCGUGGGACUGUUCCUUUGCUGAAGGGACACACUUUUGAAGAGCUUAUAAAACUGAUAUUUCCUCCAUCAAGCCAAUGGAUUGAAAAUUUGAUGCAGCUUUGUUUGUUCCUUCAUUCUGAAGGAUUGAAAUUUAGACAAAAAACAGAAAGGUCCCAUUCUAGUUUUGCAAAAGUUGCUGGACCAUCCGAAAUUGAAAAUGCAGUGUGCCAUGAGGAUGAGGCUCUUUUUGGAGAUCUUUUUUCUGAGACAGUGCGUUCUGUUGGAUCUACAGAUGGAUGUGAACAUGCACCGGCUGCUGCCUUAGUUUCUAACUCCAACAAUCAGAAUAUGCCAAUUCAGGCUGCUAUAGAACUACUGAGCUUUGUUAAAGCAUGUAUCUUCUCUACCGAAUGGCAUUCUUCUCUUUUUGUUGAUGCUUGCAGUAAACUCAGUAGUAGAGACAUUGAUAUUGUGCUUUCCUUACUCAAUUGUCAUGGCUGUUGUUCUGAAGAUAAUAUGUCUGAUGGUUGUAUCCCUUCAAAUGAAGAUGGGAAGAUUGGGCUCAUCCAUGAACUAUGCUUUGAUCUUCUGCACAACCUUCUCACAAACCAUACAUUGAGUGAUUCACUUGAAGACUACCUUGUGGAGAAGAUCCUUAUUGUUGAAAAUGGUGCUUUUAAUUACAACGAUAGGACUCUCACCUUGCUUGCUCACACACUAUUUAGUAGGGUUGGUUCUGCUGGCAGUCAGUUGAGGGCCAAAAUUUGUAGGGGGUACGUUGCCUUUGUUGUCGAGAAGGCAAAAUCUGUUUAUGUAAAUUGCCCAAGCAUCAAUGAACUCAUUGUUACUCUCCCUUCAUUGUUUCAUAUUGAGGUAGUUCUUAUGGCCUUCCAUUUGUCAUGUGAAGAAGAAAAGGGAGUGAUGACAAACUUAAUAUUUUCAACCCUCAAAGAAGUUGCUAACCCAGUAUUGAAUUUGAACGGCUCAUUAUUAACAUGUUGGGCUUUAGUGGUUUCAAGAUUGAUCUUAGUUCUUCGUCAUAUGAUAUUUCACCAACAGACUUGUCCUACAUCAUUGCUUGUAGAUGUGCGGUCUAAGUUGAGGGAAGCACCACUGUCUAUCCCAUCUUCGCUAAAUAAAGUUAAUGAUCACAUGUCAUCUUGGUCAUCAACUGCAUUAAAAAGCAUUACAGGUGGAUUGGUGGCAGAGGAGGUUUUUAUCGGUAGCUUGAUUGGACAGUUAAUUGAUGUUUCUGAAUCUUCUGCUCCUCUUAGCGUGGAUGAUUUGAUGAUUGACAAAUUAGCUCUGAAUUGGAAGGACAUAUAUUGUACUUUUUCACUGAUUCUUGGAUUUUGGAGAGGCAAAAAAGCCACUACAGUGGAGGAUCAAAUUGUUGAAAGAUACAUUUUCAACCUUUGUUGGGAUAUUCCUUAUAUGGGCUCUGAAGCAGACCAUCCAGUUAUAUCUUGGAAUCAAGGGCAAUCUGUAGAUCUAUCUGAUAUGUUACAUUUUUUCCACUUCAGCCAUUUACUCCUAGGCCAUCCAGAGGUCCUUGGGAACUUCACUAAUAUUCCAGAUGUUGUAUUGAGCUUGCUUCAGAAUUUAAAUGCUUUGCCCGUACCAGAAGGCAUUGAGGAAUUAGGUUGGGAUUUCCUCAGAAGUGGAAUGUGGCUGUCUCUACUGCUUUCAUUCAUUAAUGUUGGCAUAUGGAGAUAUUGUAUUGACAAUGCAAUUUCUGGACACGGUUUAACCUGGACUGAGAGUGCAUUUGGGGAUGAGAAAUAUGUUAAACAUGCUGGAAGCAUGAUUUCCUCCAUGAUUGACUCUGGUCAAUUUGUAUUGAUAGUAAGGCUGUUCUCAUCCUUGCUAAACAAAUAUGUGCAAAUUUAUCAGAAAGCUUUCCUAGAUGUCCUAAGUUACAGACAGAAGGUUGCUCCAGGGUUCUUACCACUCUUACUGCUGAAAUAUACUGGAAUUGACAAAAGCCUUCAGGAUGAGCUCUUGGAGAGGAGUGGUUCAAAUGCAGGUGAGCUGCAGUCUGUUUUGAGCCUCGUAUCAAGGUUAGGCGCCGCUGUUGAUAAAAAAGCUUCUAGAAUUCAUCCCAGAGCUUAUUGGGAGUGCAUAUUACAUGGUUUACCUUUAAACAUUUCUACUUCUAGUGCGGCUCUGCUCUCUUGUGUUCUUAGUGUAAGAGGAAUCAUCUUUGUUCUAGACGGGUUACAUAAAAUAAGAGAAGAAGGAAGAAACAUUGAUUCUGAGACUGAAGUCUUUUUACAAAUUGUUGAUACAAUAAUGAUUAUCAAGUGCGAUAAAGUUUUUGAAAGUGUUCAUCAGAAAUGUGACACUAUGUAUCCCAGCUCAAGUGCUGAACUGGAAUUGUCAAAUUACACAAACUUAGUUCUAAUGAAGCAAAUGGAAGGGUUUCUGAAGGACAUGAAUGUUAGAGGAGCAAGUGAUUGCUUUAUCCACGAAUGGAUAAUCUGUAAAAUGGUUGAGAUAUUAAGCAGUCUUAGAAAAGAUCCUUCAAAGUCUGUUAUAUUUCACUUUUGUCUUGGUGUUGAAAAUGUGCCUGGGCAGAUGAAUCUUUUAUCUGGAGAGCAAUUUCCUCAUCUCAGAAUGAGGAUACAAAGGAAAUUCAUUGACAGAGAUAUACAGAGCGUAUCUAAAUGGUUGGAGAAAAGGCUUUUAGGAAGCAUAAUGAAAUCAGAUAGUGGGGUGAACAGUGCAAAGGGGAGCUCCAUUUCUCUCCGAGAUUCAACCAUGAAUUUUAUUUUAUGCCUAGUAUCACCGCCAUCUGAAAAACAGUCGAUAGCGUUGCAACAUCAUAUUUUCAAUUCUGCACUGCUAUUACUUGAUAAUGCGUUUUUGCUAUUCGAUAUACAUGUGGCCAAGUCAUAUUUCAAUUUCAUUGCUCAAAUUUCAAGGGGAGAGUUCUUGAUGAAACAGCUUUUGACGAGGACUGUAAUCUUGAUGGGGAAACUGGCGGGAAAUGAGGGUUUGCUUCCAGGACUCAAGUUUCUAUUUGUCUUUAUUGCAACUGUCUUGGACGAAUGUGGAUCUGGUAAAAUUUCCUUGCAAAGGACAACUAAGAAAUGUUAUUCUGGCAAUAGCGCUGGGGCGGGUCAUGCGGCUGCUCAAGUGGUUGGGUCCAGAAAAAAUUCCGAGACAUUCAUUGUUUCUUCCAAUCAAGGUGGAUCAGCCUCUCUAGAAUGUGAUGCUACUUCUGUAGAUGAGGAUGAGGAUGAUGCAACUUCUGAUGGAGAGGUUCUUAGCAUAGAUAAAGAUGAUGAAGAGGAUGCCAACAGUGAAAGGGCCCUUGCCUCUAAAGUUUGCACAUUUACUUCCAGUGGAAGCAAUUUCAUGGAGCAGCAUUGGUAUUUCUGCUAUACAUGUGACCUAACUGUAUCAAAAGGUUGUUGCUCAGUUUGUGCAAAGGUUUGUCAUCGAGGUCACCGUGUAGUCUACUCGCGCUCAAGCCGCUUCUUUUGUGACUGUGGAGCUGGAGGUGUUAGGGGUAGUAAUUGUCAAUGUUUGAAACCACGAAAAUUUACUGUAGAUAACAGUGCACCUGUUCGUGGUUCUAACACAUUUCAGUCAUUUUUACCCUUUACUGAAGAUGGAGAUCAGCUGCCAGAUAGUGAUUCAGAUUUUGAAGAUGACAUAAAUGUAGAUGUAGAUAACUCACUCAAAUUAUGUAUUACAAAAGAGCUUCAAGAAGGGAUUCCAUUGUUAUUGGAAGAACUUGAUGUUGAGAGUCAGGUGCUCAAUCUUUGCUCCGCCUUGAUGCCAUCAGUAAUUAGUAGACGAGACUUCCACCAUUCUAAGGAUAAGAAUGUCGGUUUGGGUGAAGACAGAGUGAUUUCUCAUGGCAUUGAUCUCUUGCAGUUGAAGAAAGCUUAUAAAAGUGGAUCAUUUGAUCUCAAGAUAAAGGUUGAUUAUUCUAAUUCCAAGGAUCUCAAGUCACACUUAGCAAACGGUUCUCUUGUGAAGUCCUUGCUCAGUGUUAGUGUACGUGGUCGGCUCGCCGUUGGUGAAGGUGAUAAAGUUGCUAUAUAUGAUGUUGGGCAGUUAAUUGGCCAGACCACCAUUUCACCUGUGACAGCUGACAAGACCAAUGUAAAACAUCUUUCUAAAAAUGUUGUCCGCUUUGAAAUUUUACAACUCGUAUUCAAUCCUGUGGUCGAGAAUUAUCUUGUUGUAGCUGGUUAUGAGGAUUGCCAGGUCCUGACACUGAACCCUCGCGGUGAAGUGAUUGACCGCCUUGCCAUUGAACUUGCUUUGCAAGGUGCAUAUAUUAGACGGGUGGAAUGGGUUCCAGGCUCACAAGUUCAAUUAAUGGUUGUGACUAACAGAUUUGUCAAGAUAUAUGACCUGUCCCUGGAUAACAUCAGUCCAGUGCACUACUUCACUUUGUCAGACGACAUGAUUGUGGAUGCCAUUCUCUAUACAGCUUCCCGGGGCAGAAUGUUUCUUGUUGUUCUGUCAGAAAGUGGAAACAUAUUUAGGUUUGAGUUGUCAGUCAAAGGGAAUGUUGGUGCUGUGCCAUUAAAAGAACUUGUACAACUCAAGGGAAGAGAAAUUCACGCAAAGGGUUCAUCAUUGUACUUUUCUUCAACUUGCAAGCUACUCUUCAUAUCUUUUCAAGAUGGUACCACACUGUUAGGUCGACCAAGCUCUGAUGCAGCCUCCCUUGUAGAGAUGUCUUAUGUAUUUGAGGAGCAAGAAAGUAAGAUGCGGCCCGCUGGAGUACAUCAUUGGAAAGAAUUAUUGGCUGGCAGUGGAUUAUUUGCUUGCUUAUCAACUGUGAAGUCAAAUUCUGCACUUGCGGUUUCCCUGGAGGAACAUGCUGUACUUGCUCAAAGUAUGAGGCAUUCAGUGGGUUCAACCUCCCCUAUAGUUGGAAUGACUGCAUACAAACCACUAUCAAAGGAUAAAAUUCACUGUCUUGUCUUACAUGAUGAUGGUAGCCUUCAAAUAUAUUCUCAUGCUCCUGUGGGCGUGGAUGCUGGUGUUAUUGCAGCAUCUGAGAAAGUGAAGAAAUUGGGUUCUGGCAUCCUUACUAAAGCUUAUGCUGGGACAAAUCCUGAAUUUCCUCUUGACUUUUUUGAGAGGACCAUAUGCAUCACAUCAGAUGUAAAACUGGGCGGCGAUGCCAUCAGAAAUGGAGAUUCUGAAGGAGCCAAACAGAGUUUGGUAAAUGAAGAUGGAUUUCUAGAAAGUCCUAGUCCUGCAGGUUUUAAGAUAUCUAUCUUCAAUUUAAACCCUGAUAUUGUCAUGGUUGGUUUCCGAGUUCAUGUGGGCAAUACAUCGGCAAGCCACAUACCUUCUAGUAUUUCUAUUUUCCAGAGGGUUAUUAAAUUAGAUGAAGGAAUGAGGUCCUGGUAUGAUAUUCCAUUUACUGUUGCGGAGUCUCUUCUUGCAGAUGAAGAAUUUUCAGUGUCAGUUGGGUCAACCUUUAAUGGCUCAACACUUUCCAGAAUAGAUUCACUUGAAGUUUAUGGCCGAGCUAAAGAUGAAUUUGGUUGGAAAGAGAAAAUGGAUGCAAUUUUAGAUAUGGAAGCAAGAGUACUUGGUUCGAAUACAUCACUCGGUGGAUCUGUAAAGAAGCGCCGAUCAAUGCAGUCUGCUCCUAUUCAGGAGCAGGUAAUAGCAGAUGGGCUAAAGCUGAUUACCAAGGUUUAUUCAUCAUGCAGGCAACAAGAUUGCACAAGGCUUGAAGAAGCAAAAACAGAGCUGGGAAAACUCAAGUGCAAACCAUUACUAGAAACAAUAUUUGAGUGUGAUAGGGAACCUAUUCUGCAGGCUUCUGCUAGUCAUGUUUUACAAGCAGUUUUCCCCAAGAAAGAGAUAUACCAUCAAGUUAAGGAUACCAUGCGACUCCUUGGAGUGGUCAAAUCAUCCUCACUACUGUUGUCAAGGCUUGUGAUAGGCGGUACUUCAGGAAGUUGGAUCAUCGAAGAGUUCACUGCUCAGAUGCGUGCAGUUUGUAGGAUUGCAUUGCAACGCCGUUCAAAUUUAGCAACAUUUCUGGAGACAAAUGGCUCAGAGGUGGUGGAUGCACUUAUGCAAGUCUUAUGGGGAAUUUUGGACUUUGAGCAGCCAGACACACAAACCAUGAACAACAUUGUUAUGUCUGCAGUUGAACUUAUUUAUUGUUAUGCUGAAUGCUUGGCUCUGCAUGGAAAAGAUUCAGGAGUUCACAGUGUAGCACCUGCUGUUGAAUUACUCAAGAAGCUUCUUUUUUCGUCCGAUGAAGCUGUUCAGACUGCUAGCAGUUUGGCCAUAUCUUCGAGAUUGCUCCAGGUCCCUUUUCCAAAGCAGACAUUGUUAGCUCCAGAUGAUGGUGUUGAGAGUGUAGUUCCAGUUUCAGGCUCAGCUGACACAAGUGCUAGAAAUAACCAAGUCAUGGUUGAAGAAGACACUAUCACUUCAUCUGUUCAAUAUUGUUGUGAUGGUUGUUCUACUGUACCUAUACUCAGGCGAAGGUGGCAUUGCACUAUUUGUCCUGAUUUUGAUUUGUGUGAGGCUUGCUUUGAAGUACUAGAUACAGACCGACUUCCUCCACCACACUCUAGAGAUCAUCCUAUGACAGCAAUUCCAAUUGAAGUGGACUCAGUGGGAGAUGGCAAUGAAUUUCACUUCACACCUGAUGAUGUUAGUGACUCACUGCCUGUACCGGCUGAUAGCAACAUGCAGAGUUCUUCUCCCUCAAUUCAUGUCUUGGAGCCCAAUGAUUCUGGAGAGUUUGCUGCAGCAUUGACUGAUCCAGUCUCAAUCUCUGCUUCAAAACGGGCAAUUAAUUCCUUGCUACUUUCUGAACUUCUUGAACAAUUGAAAGGAUGGAUGGAUUCAACCUCUGGAGUCCGAGCAAUUCCUGUUAUGCAGCUUUUCUACAGGCUCUCAUCUGCUGUGGGGGGACCUUUCAUAGACAGCUCAAAGCCCAACAGUUUAGAUUUAGAGAAACUAAUCAAAUGGUUUUUGGAUGAGAUUAAUCUCAACAAACCAUUUGUAGCCAGAACCCGGUCUUCAAUUGGGGAAGUUGCAAUCCUGGUCUUCAUGUUUUUCACAUUGAUGCUUAGAAAUUGGCAUCAGCCUGGUAGUGAUGGUUCCAUGCCAAGACACAGCGGAACUACUGAUGUUCAUGAUAAAAAUGUAAUCCAACAUUCUUCAUCCACUUCCAAGACUUCAGUUGAUGACCAAGAGAAGAACGACUUUGCAUCACAGCUGCUUCAAGCAUGUGAUUCUCUUAGGCAGCAAUCUUUUGUAAAUUAUUUGAUGGAUAUACUGCAGCAACUAGUGCAUGUUUUCAGAUCUCCUAUUAACAGUGAAGGUGGACAUAGUAAUGCUGGACCUGGAUGCGGGGCUUUGCUUACAGUACGUAGAGAUUUACCCGCUGGUAAUUUUUCACCUUUCUUUUCUGAUUCGUAUGUGAAAGUGCAUCGAACAGACAUCUUUAUGGACUACUACAGGCUUCUACUAGAGAAUGCUUUUCGACUGGUGUACACACUUGUUCGACCAGAAAAACAUGACAAGACUGGAGAAAAGGAAAAAGUCUACAAGCUGUCUUAUGGUAAGGAUUUGAAGCUAGAUGGAUAUCAAGAUGUUCUCUGCAGUUACAUCAACAAUCCUCAUACCAACUUUGUUAGAAGAUAUGCCAGGAGGCUUUUCCUGCAUCUCUGUGGGAGCAAGUCUCACUAUUACAGUGUACGGGACUCUUGGCAGUACUCUAGUGAAGUGAAGAGACUUUAUAAACACGUAACCAAGUCUGGUGGUUUUCAAAAUAAUCCAAUUCCAUAUGAAAGAAGUGUGAAGAUUGUGAAGUGCCUUUCCACUAUGGCAGAAGUAGCAGCUGCACGUCCUCGGAACUGGCAAAAAUACUGUUUAAGGCAUGGGGAUAUUUUGUCUUUCUUGAUGAAUGGAAUAUUUUAUUUCGGUGAAGAGUCUGUGAUUCAGACUCUUAAACUUCUCAACUAUGCCUUCUAUACAGGAAAAGAUGUUGGUCAAACUUCACAAAAACCAGAGUCAGGAGACUCAAGCUCAACCAAAUCGAGUAUUGCGUCUCAAGAUUCAAAGAAGAAAAAGAAAGGCGAAGAUGGGGCUGAAUCUGGUUUGGAGAAGUCCUAUUUGGAUAUGGAGGCAGCAGUAGAUGUCUUCACUGACAAGAGUGGCAAUACCUUAAAGCAGUUCAUAGAUAGUUUUCUUCUGGAGUGGAGUUCAGUUACUGUGCGUGCAGAGGCUAAAUUAGUUUUAUAUGGUGUCUGGCAUCAUGCCAAACCAAUGUUUAAGGAAACUAUGCUAUUGUCUCUCUUGCAGAAAGUCAAGUCCCUCCCAAUGUUUGGCCAGAAUAUUGUGGAGUAUACAGAACUUGUUAUUUGGUUGCUUGGAAGAUCCCCAGAUACUAGUUCAAAACACAAGAUUUCUGAGCUUGUAGACCAAUGCUUGACUCCUGAUGUAAUUAGGUGCAUCUUUGAGACACUUCAUUCACAGAAUGAGCUGUUAGCUAACCAUCCAAAUUCUCGCAUAUAUAAUACUUUGAGUGGCUUAGUGGAAUUUGAUGGAUACUAUCUUGAGAGUGAACCUUGCGUUGCCUGCAGCUCUCCAGAAGUACCUUACAGCAGGAUGAAGCUGGAAUCCCUGAAAUCAGAAACAAAAUUCACUGAUAAUCGCAUCAUAGUGAAAUGCACUGGAAGUUACACAAUCCAGACUGUGACCAUGAAUGUUCAUGAUACCAGAAAGUCAAAAUCAGUGAAGGUUUUGAACCUAUACUAUAAUAACAGACCAGUUACUGACUUAUCAGAGUUGAAAAAUAAUUGGUCUUUAUGGAAGCGUGCAAAAAGUUGUCAUCUUACAUUUGAUCAGACUGAGCUUAAAGUUGAAUUUCCUAUUCCAAUCACAGCUUGUAACUUCAUGAUUGAACUGGAUUCAUUCUAUGAAAAUCUUCAGGCUUUGUCUCUCGAACCAUUGCAAUGCCCACGUUGUAGUCGUCCAGUCACAGAUAAGCAUGGUAUAUGUGGAAACUGUCACGAAAAUGCAUAUCAAUGCAGACAAUGCCGCAACAUCAAUUAUGAGAAUUUGGACUCUUUUCUGUGCAAUGAGUGUGGGUACAGCAAAUAUGGGCGGUUUGAGUUUAAUUUCAUGGCGAAGCCAAGUUUUACAUUCGAUAACAUGGAAAAUGAUGAAGAUAUGAAAAAGGGAUUAGCAGCCAUAGAAUCUGAGUCAGAGAAUGCUCAUAGGCGAUAUCAGCAACUUUUGGGCUUCAAAAAGCCCUUGCUUAAAAUUGUAUCAAGCAUUGGUGACAGUGAAAUAGACUCACAACAGAAGGAUUCUGUGCAGCAAAUGAUGGUUUCUUUACCUGGCCCCUCGUGUAAAAUCAACCGGAAAAUUGCUCUUCUUGGAGUCCUCUAUGGUGAAAAGUGCAAAGCAGCUUUUGAUUCUGUCACUAAAAGUGUCCAGACACUGCAAGGGCUACGCAAGGUGCUGAUGAAUUAUCUGCAUCAGAAGAAUUCUGAUAAUAGCGGGGCUUCAAGAUUUGUGGUGUCCAGAUCACCAAAUAACUGCUAUGGAUGUGCAACUACAUUUGUAACACAAUGUUUAGAAUUUUUACAGGUGCUGGCAAAACAUCCAAAUUCGAAGAAACAACUUGUUUCGGCUGGCAUUUUGUCUGAGCUAUUUGAGAAUAACAUUCAUCAAGGUCCUAAAGCUGCCCGGGUCCAAGCAAGAAUCGUACUUUGUUCUUUAUCUGAAGGUGAUGUAAAUGCAGUUACUGAGCUGAACUGUUUGAUACAAAAGAAAGUUUUGUACUGCCUUGAGCAUCAUCGCUCCAUGGACAUUGCAGUGACCACACGUGAGGAGUUGCUAUUACUUUCUGAGGUGUGUUCUUUGGCUGAUGAAUACUGGGAAUCAAGAUUACGUCUCGUUUUUCAGUUGUUGUUUUCUUCCAUUAAGUUGGGUGCCAAACAUCCUGCCAUAUCUGAGCAUGUCAUUCUUCCUUGUCUGAGAAUUAUUUCUCAGGCAUGCACACCUCCAAAACCUGAGACGCCAGACAAAGAGCAAGUCCUUGGGAAGUCUUCUGCAAAGACGAAGGAUGAGAUUUCUCAAAAUUUACCUGGGUCCUUGACCGGUGCUGUCAGUGUCGGUGGAACAAAGACAUUUCCAGACUCAUCAGAAAGAAAUUGGGAUGCCUCACCUAAGACUCAAGAUAUUCAGUUAUUGAGCUAUUCAGAAUGGGAGAGCGGAGCUACCUAUCUUGAUUUUGUUAGAAGGCAAUACAAAGUGUCUCAGGCAGUCAAAACUACAGGCCAGAGGUCAAGACCCCAACACCAUGAUUACCUGGCACUUAAAUAUGCUCUGAGAUGGAAGCGUCGUGUUGGUAAAGCAGCUAAAAGUGAGUUAUCAGUGUUUGAGUUGGGAUCAUGGGUUAAAGAACUUGUUUUGAGCGCAUGUUCUCAAUCUAUCAGAUCUGAGUUGUGCUCACUCAUAAGCUUGCUUUGUGGUCAAAGUUCUUCAAAACGGUUUCGGCUGCUGAACCUAGUGGUUUCCUUGUUACCUGCAACACUUUCUUCUGGUGAAAGUGCCGCGGAAUAUUUUGAAUUGCUAUUCAAGAUGGUAGAUUCAGAGGAUGCUCUUUUAUUUUUGACUGUUCGAGGGUGUCUGCGGACGAUUUGUACUUUAAUUUCCCAAGAAGUAAGUAACGUUGAGUCUUUGGAAAGGAGCCUACACAUUGAUAUAACUCAGGGUUUCAUCCUUCACAAAAUCAUAGAGCUUCUUGGUAAAUUUCUCGAGGUUCCAAAUGUUAGAUCCAGAUUCAUGCAAAAGAACUUACUUUCUGAAAUUCUUGAAGCCCUUAUUGUAAUUCGUGGCUUGAUUGUUCAAAAGACAAAGUUGAUAAGUGAUUGCAAUCGUCUUCUUAAAGAUCUUUUGGAUAGUCUGUUACUAGAAAGCAGUGAGAAUAAGCGACACUUCAUUAGGGCCUGUAUCAAUGGUUUGCAAAUACACGGAAAGGAGAGGAAAGGGCGUGCUUGUUUGUUUAUCUUAGAGCAGCUUUGCAAUCUGAUCUGCCCUUCAAAACCCGAGCCUGUAUAUUUGUUGGUCCUAAACAAGGCACAUAGUCAGGAAGAGUUCAUCAGGGGAUCAAUGACCAAGAAUCCAUAUUCAAGUACUGAAAUUGGUCCAUUGAUGCGUGAUGUGAAAAAUAAGAUCUGCCAUCAGUUGGAGUUGUUAGGUCUUCUUGAGGAUGACUAUGGAAUGGAAUUGUUGGUUGCUGGUAACAUUAUUUCUCUUGAUUUGAGCAUUGCACAAGUUUAUGAGCUAGUGUGGAAGAAAUCAAAUCAGUCUUCAAAUCUGACAAAUUCUAACUUGGUGUCAUCAAAUGCUGCCACCUCAUCUAGAUAUUGCCCACCUAUGACAGUGACUUAUCGCCUCCAGGGAUUGGAUGGUGAAGCAACUGAGCCUAUGAUUAAAGAAUUGGAGGAAGAUAGAGAAGAAUCUCAGGAUCCAGAGGUUGAGUUCGCCAUAGCAGGCGCUGUUCGUGAAUGUGGUGGACUGGAGAUACUGUUGGGCAUGAUUCAGCGUCUGAGAGAUGAUUUCAAGUACAAUCAGGAGCAAUUGGUUGCAGUUCUUAAUCUUCUUAUGUACUGUUGCAAAAUUAGAGAAAAUAGAUUAGCUUUGUUGAAGCUAGGAGCCUUAGGUUUGCUUCUUGAAACGGCAAGACGGGCUUUCUCAGUUGAUGCCAUGGAGCCAGCCGAAGGCAUACUUUUGAUUGUUGAAAGUUUGACUUUAGAAGCAAAUGAAAGUGACAGUAUAAGCAUCACACAAGGUGCAUUUACUGUCACCAGUGAAGAAGCUGGAACAGGUGAACAAGCCAAGAAGAUAGUUCUUAUGUUUUUGGAGAGAUUAUCUCAUCCAUUGGGGCUUAAGAAAUCAAACAAACAGCAGAGGAACACAGAGAUGGUUGCUCGGAUACUACCUUACUUGACUUAUGGUGAACCUGCUGCAAUGGAUGCUCUAAUCCAGCAUUUUAGUCCGUACCUGCAAGAUUGGGAUGCAUUUGACAGUUUGCAAAAACAACACUUGGACAAUCCAAAUGAUGACAAUAUUGCUCAGCUAGCUGCAAAGCAGAGGUUCACACUGGAAAAUUUUGUUAGGGUUUCAGAGUCACUUAAGACAAGUUCCUGUGGUGAGAGAUUGAAGGACAUUAUCCUAGAAAAGGGUAUAACUAAAACUGCAAUGAGACAUUUGAAAGAUCGUUUUGCCAAUGCUGGGCAGACUGGCUUCAAGACGAGUGCCGAAUGGGCACAGGGUUUAACACUGCCUUCCAUUCCUCUUAUAUUGUCGAUGCUGAGAGGUUUGUCAAUGGGACAUCUCCCCACUCAAAAGUGUAUUGAGGAGGAAGGUAUCUUACCCUUGUUGCAUGCCUUGGAAGGAGUUCCAGGAGAAAACGAAAUUGGGGCAAGGGCUGAAAAUUUGUUGGACACACUAUCUAACAAGGAAGGAAAAGGAGAUGGAUUCCUGGUGGAGGAGGUGAGUGAGUUGCGGCACGCAACUAGAAAUGAAAUGAGGCGUCGGGCUUUGCGUAAGAGAGAAGAGAUGCUUCAGGGGCUAGGAUGGCGGCAAGAAUUGUCUUCAGACGGAGGUGAGCGCAUUGUUGUUUCCCGGCCUGUCCUUGAAGGUUUAGAAGAUGUGCAGGAGGAGGAGGAUGGGUUGGCAUGCAUGGUCUGCCGGGAAGGAUACAGUUUAAGACCUACUGAUUUGCUGGGUGCUUACUCUUAUAGUAAGCGUGUGAAUCUAGGGGUAGCCACUUCAGGAAGUGCUCGGGGAGAGUGUGUUUACACCACCGUAAGUUACUUUAAUAUUAUUCAUUUCCAGUGCCAUCAAGAGGCCAAAAGAGCUGAUGCUGCUUUGAAGAUUCCCAAGAAAGAGUGGGAUGGUGCAGCACUUAGAAACAAUGAAUCUCUGUGUAAUUCUUUAUUCCCUGUCAGAGGUCCAUCCGUUCCAUUGACACAGUAUAUCCGCUUUGUUGACCAACACUGGGACAACCUUAAUGCUCUUGGACGAGCUGAUGGAAACAGGCUCCGCCUGCUGACAUAUGACAUUGUUCUGAUGUUAGCUCGGUUUGCAACAGGAGCAUCGUUCAGUGCGGAUUGCCGAGGCGGGGGACAAGAAAGUAAUUCUCGGUUCCUCCCAUUUAUGUUCCAAAUGGCACGCCAUCUCCUUGAUCAAGGAAGCCCAUUGCAGCGUCGAACCAUGGCCAGGGCUGUAUCAGCUUAUAUUACCUCGUCUACAUCAGAUCUGAGACCCUCUUCUCUGUCUGGCACCCAAGUUACAUUGGGAACAGAAGAAAUUGUCCAAUUUAUGAUGGUUAACUCACUUCUCUCAGAGUCUUACGAGUCUUGGCUGCAGCAUCGUCGUGCUUUCCUGCAGCGUGGAAUUUAUCAUGCAUACAUGCAGCACACACAUGGCCGUACCACUGCCAGCCCAUCGUCUGUUUCAGCUUCUGUACAAGGUGUAGGGUCUGGAAGUAUUGGCCAAAGUGCUACUACAGAAACAGGGAAGAAUGAUGAGCUUUUCUCUAUCGUUCGUCCAAUGCUUGUUUACACCGGUUUGAUUGAGCAAUUACAGCAUUUCUUCAAGUUCAAGAAAUCGACUACUGCAACAUCUACAAGUACUGGUGCAGCGGCUUCCUCUGCAACAGAAGGCGAAGAUGAAAGUGGGAACCUCGAAGGCUGGGAAUUAGUUAUGAAAGAGCGACUCUCAAAUGAAGCCUUUGAUAUCGUUGGGGUUCUGCCGGAGGUUUUGUCUGGCGGGUUCACUCGGUGUGAAGACUUUGUGCAGGCUGCAAUCAAUGCAGGGAAAAGUUGA
Messenger RNA from Vicia faba (fava bean), 15099 nucleotides. The record is from the annotation of a GenBank genome assembly. Lineage: Eukaryota; Viridiplantae; Streptophyta; Magnoliopsida; Fabales; Fabaceae.